Messenger RNA from Aspergillus melleus, 1932 nucleotides. RefSeq lists its product as uncharacterized. The transcript is spliced from 4 exons. The coding region runs from base 1 to 1932 and encodes 643 amino acids. The record is from RefSeq and is a predicted model, not a curated record. Lineage: Eukaryota; Fungi; Ascomycota; Eurotiomycetes; Eurotiales; Aspergillaceae.
AUGACAUAUACCGAGCAUGUGCCGGGUUUAUCAGCCACCUUUACCCGUCGUGAUCUGGAACCCGCUCGGCCAGUAGGGGAAGAUGAGGAAGUUCGGUCCCGGAAGUUGAUAGUCCAGGGUGAGGAACAAAAGUUUCUCCAGGCUAUGCGCGAGUACGAGUUGAAAGCGGACGACAAACAUAAAACACACCUCAAUCUAGAGGGCAAACAUACAAUGGAGGAGGUGUGGACGGAGUUGGACGCGGCGAUGGAAAAGUACGAGAAAGGAGAGGGCCACAAGGCAGGUACUUGGGGGAAAGUGCGAAGGGCGUUCCGGAGGUUGGGACAACAUGGGAAGGCCAUCGAGGAGUGGUUGGGACUGGUGCCCUCAGAGUCCGACUAUCUAUCCACUGUGUGCGGGGGUAUCAAGUUUAUCCUUCGUGCUGCCGUGAAACUGAGGGAUAUCCGGGAAGGCCUUUUAAAAGGGCUCCACGAUAUUCCAGUGCUGCUCAAUGGCACGCAGAGAGUCCUCGGAGUUUACAGACAAUCGGAGAAGCUGCAAGCGCACAGCGAUGAGCUGUAUGUUGCAGUGUUGACCAACCUGGGACAUAGUCUGCGAUACAUCUGUCGAAGGAUCUUACCAAAAACAUUGGAGGCAACGCUGAAAGGAGCUAGCUUUGAGAAAGUCCUGACCGAGAGCUUAGAGGAUGUCCGCAACCGUAGGGACGAGUUCAAUGAAGAAGCAAGGCUUUGCGGGGUCGAAAUGGCUGGAGAGAUGCAAGCUAUGGUGCGCCAGGGCAACGAAAAGUCAACCGAAAUCAGAGAGCUGCAAGAUCGCAUGGUAAAAGGGCAGGCCGAGCAGGAGAGGGUCCAAGAGUUCAUUCAGAAGCAGGUUGUGCUAAUGUAUGAGACAACCACCGCUAUGAAGGAUGCUACGGAGAAUAUGAACAGGAAUCUUUCCGGGCUUCGAAGUGAGAUCGACGGGUUCAGACGGGAUAUUACCGAAAGGUUGAGAAAUGUUCGUGAUUUAUUCCUAGCCAGUCCCGAGGCAUACGCCCAAUCAUUCAAUGCAUCGAUCUGCUUGUUCGCCCCCCUCCCGAAAGCUGGAAAGCAAUAUUCACAAGACGAUCUCCGGGAGAAGGUUCUCAAUGGACUCAAAUACCACCCGGAUCAAGUGGCAGCCGAUCUGAUGCAGAACUAUGGGCUGGCGGUUAGGUUACCUAUUCCCGAACAAGACCUCUGCGUGUGGUUGAUGAAGUCCACCAAAUUAGCCGAGUGGCUCAAAAGCCCAUUAUCCGGGAUUCUGAUCGUCAAUGGAAAUCAAGCCAAGGCACAACGUCGGUCCGCGCUUAGCUUCGUAACCUCAAGGCUAGCACACACAUUAGAGAAGGUGAGCCAGAUGGGUUCACCGGACGAAGUCCCCAUUGCUGCCCUGCACUUCUUCUGUGGCGAGCAUUUUGAUCGCGCGGAUCCACUCAACAGCGCAGUCAGCAUCAUGGAUAGUCUUCUUGGACAGCUUCUGGCAUGGUUCAGAGACAUAGACUUGAUGGAGGUGAUCCAACUGGGUCAUUUAAGAAGUCAUGAUCUCAAAGCCCUUUGCAUGCGCUUUAUGGCUGUACUCAGAUUACUCCCUCGUGAGGCGGUUGUAUUUUGCAUCAUCGACAACUUCGCCGCCUAUCUCUCCAGUGAUCGAACAUCUGAUGAGGCACAGUCAUUGCUUCGCUGGUUUAUUCACUUGACGAAACAUCAGCAAAGGAGGCGGGGAGCAUGUGUGGUCAAGUUGCUGCUAACAGCAUCGUUCCGGUUCAACAAGCCGGAGAUAUCGAGAAUGAAAGACCAUGAGAAGCUCAACGUGCCCCAGACAGUCCCUCAGACAGGAGGAUUUACGCAAAUGAAAUGGGAGAUGGGAUUGGGCAAGCAGGCGAGUGAGUUGGUGUCGAUGUCGGAUGUAUGA